This is a messenger RNA of Lolium perenne, 777 nucleotides long. RefSeq lists its product as uncharacterized. The record is from RefSeq and is a predicted model, not a curated record. Lineage: Eukaryota; Viridiplantae; Streptophyta; Magnoliopsida; Poales; Poaceae.
AUGGACGACGGCGCAGGUAGGAUGUAUGGCGUCGCGACGAGCACCGGACUCAGUGUUUCACUUGCUAUCAGACUUAGUAACGACGAGUGGGGCCAGUGGGAGAAGUGCGAUAUGAUGGAUUUUGAUCCCCCAUUUACGGUGUCGCCGGACUGCAAUCCGGUCCUCCACGAUGGCUCGCUCUACAUACUGGGAGAAGACGGGAAGCUAGUUGUAUACAACGGGGGUAGCCAUGACCAGUGGUUUGAAAUCCUCGAAAAGCCCCACGGCUUUGGGUUUAAAUGCGAGAACAGCUACCUCUUCGAAUCUGACCGGCACGAGCUCAUGGCCAUCUUUGUCGGGCACCACGGGACGCCGGUCAACGUCGUCAAGCUCAACAAACAUACGAUGGAGUGGGAGAAGACGGAGAGCCUCAAAGGAAGAACGUUGUUCACUGUCACGCUGACAACGAUGAUGAAGACGACAAACAUCACAGGGAUGCAAGACGAGGUGUUCCUCCCCGGACUCAUCGAUUGGCGUGAGACCAUCCACGUCGACCUUGUUCAACGCGACAAUGAACUCGCCUUUGUGCCAAAGCUUGGAUUCUCCCAUUCCACUAUGCAAGACGAUAACUAUGACACAAACAUUGAGGUGGCAUGCUUGCAUGUUGAGAGAAAUCACAUAGUGGGUUGCUCCUAUUUAGUUAUUAUAGAUGAACUGGGACAAGGUGAGGAAGCAAGGGCAUUUCGGGGAGUACAUAGGGUAGAUCCUAGUAUCUGGGUUGAUUUUAGUAGUAGCUAA